CCCGCCCCUGACGCUCCCCGGGAAGUACUCUACCCCGGCAGAGGCGGGCUGUUCUUGUCCCUCCGGCGCUGCCAUGCCUUCGCCCUCGUUGAGGUCCUCGCGCCUGCGGCAGGUGUUUGUGGUCGGGGUUGGCAUGACCAAGUUCAUGAAGCCCGGAGGUGAGAAUUCAAGAGAUUAUCCUGACUUGGCAAAGGAAGCAGGCCAGAAAGCAUUAGCAGAUGCACAGAUCCCGUAUUCUGCAGUGGAACAGGCAUGCGUUGGCUACGUUUAUGGUGACUCUGCCUGUGGACAGAGGGCUAUCUAUCACAGUUUGGGAUUGACUGGAAUUCCUAUAAUCAAUGUCAACAAUAACUGCUCUACUGGGUCUACUGCUUUGUUUGUGGCUCGGCAACUGAUUCAAGGAGGUGUGGCAGAUUGUGUGUUGGCUCUUGGGUUUGAGAAGAUGGAGAAGAGAGCCCUUGGCUCAAAAUUUUCAGAUAGGUCUCAUCCAAUAGAUAAACAUCUUGAAGUCUUGAUCAAUAAGUAUGGAUUGUCUGACCACCCAGUUGUUCCACAGAUGUUUGGGCUUGCUGGAAAAGAGCAUAUGGAAAAACAUGGAACUAAAGUUGAACACUUUGCAAAAAUUGGAUGGAAAAAUCAUAAACACUCAGUUAAUAACCCGUAUUCCCAGUUCCAAGAUGAAUACAGUUUAGACGAAAUAAUGAAAUCUCGAACUGUUUUCGAUUUUCUGAGUGUCUUACAAUGUUGUCCCACUUCAGAUGGUGCUGCUGCAGCAAUUUUGGCUAGUGAAGAAUUCGUACGGAAAUAUGGCCUACAAUCCAAAGCUGUGGAAAUUGUGGCACAGGAGAUGAUGACUGACUUGCCAAGCACAUUUGAAGAAAAAAGCAUCAUUAAAAUGGUUGGCUAUGAUAUGAGUAAAGAAGCUGCCAGGAAAUGCUAUGAGAAGUCUGGCCUGAGACCCAGCGAUGUUGAUGUGAUAGAACUUCAUGAUUGCUUUUCUGUCAAUGAACUCCUUACUUAUGAAGCGUUGGGGCUCUGUGCAGAAGGACAAGGUGGAACACUGGUUGACAGAGGAGAUAACACGUAUGGAGGCAAGUGGGUCAUAAAUCCUAGUGGUGGACUGAUUUCAAAGGGACACCCGCUGGGAGCAACAGGUCUGGCUCAGUGUGCGGAGCUCUGCUGGCAGCUGCGAGGGGAAGCCGGAAGAAGGCAGGUUCCCGGAGCCCAGGUCGCUCUGCAGCACAACUUGGGCCUUGGAGGAGCUGUGGUUGUAACGCUUUACAGGAUGGGUUUCCCCGAAACCGCCAGAAUGCACCAGAUUGAGGCUGCUCCUACCAGCUCUGCAGGUGAUGGCUUCAAGGCCAGUCUUGUCUUUAAGGAGAUUGAGAAGAAGCUGGAAGAGGAAGGGGAGCAGUUUGUGAAGAAAAUUGGUGGUAUUUUUGCCUUCAAGGUGAAGGAUGGCCCUGGGGGUAAAGAAGCCACCUGGGUGGUAGACGUGAAGAAUGGCAGAGGAUCUGUACUUCCCAAUUCAGAUAAGAAGGCUGACUGCACAAUCACCAUGGCUGACUCAGACUUGCUGGCUUUGAUGACUGGUAAAAUGAAUCCUCAGUCGGCCUUCUUUCAAGGUAAAUUGAAAAUUACUGGUAACAUGGGCCUGGCGAUGAAGUUGCAAAGCCUUCAGCUUCAGCCGGGCAAAGCUAAGCUGUGAAGAGCUCCCUUUGGCCACUUUGGAACAUCAGUAUGAGAUAUAGAGAUAUGUAGAUAGCCAUAUAUUUCAUUGUCAGAAACUUCACAUCAACAAAUAGCAUGAGAUAGAUUUGUUGCUAAGUGGGUAUGACCCAAUCAUGUUUUUCCUGAGCUCUGGGUGACUAGGGCUGGUGUACUACUACUGCCUUGACGAACUGCAGUCAAGUGUGCAUGACAAAGUUAACAUGGUGAUUAUGGUUUGGGGUAAAUUUGGGUUUCGGAAUAAAAUUAAGAACAGUAAAAUCUAAAGACUGUAAACAAAAGCUCAUGUUUUGCUUAGAAGCAUAUUCAAGAAUUACUCUGGUAAAGAUUCAACAUGAGCGCUUUCCUUAGAGAAGAGCAGGGUGCCGGCAGCUGACGGGAGUUAGUGUUGUGCUCUUGAUUACCACUAUCGGUUUCUCACUAAGAGCUCUUAAAAUUCUUAAAAUUCUGUACUGAAUUAAAAAACAACAAAAACUUUAAAAGUUGCAAUUCAUGCUAUCAGAAACAACUUUUUUUCCCAAAUGAAAUAAAAGAAUUAAGAUCAGAGCUUGGGGCAAAAUUUAUAGCUGAAUACAAACCUAUUUUUAAAGUAUUUUUUAAAUGGGUAUCCUUGAAAAAUCAGGGUGUUAGAGUCAUUUGAUGUAGUUGCUAAAAAUAAUUGAAUCAGCAAAGUUUGUUACAGAUGCACAGGUCUCAGAUUAUGAUCUCACAUUAAUAAGUGUAUAAACUGGGUCUCAUAAUUUACCUUUUUCACAUGUUUGAUUGAAUUUAUCUUCCUAGUUUUUCUAAUUCUAAUGUUAUUUGUUAUAACUUAGAUAUGGGAUAAAAAUAAUGCUUUUGGAAGACUAUUUAAUAGAAAAUUAAAAUAGCUCUUCCUGAUCUCCUUCA
Molecule: messenger RNA, 2616 nt
Organism: Nannospalax galili (Upper Galilee mountains blind mole rat)
Lineage: Eukaryota; Metazoa; Chordata; Mammalia; Rodentia; Spalacidae
Gene: Scp2
Product: sterol carrier protein 2
Exons: 16
Coding region: 74-1708 (544 amino acids)
Molecular function (GO): acyltransferase activity, transferring groups other than amino-acyl groups
Source: RefSeq, a predicted model, not a curated record